This is a messenger RNA of Exophiala aquamarina CBS 119918, 2511 nucleotides long. RefSeq lists its product as uncharacterized. Gene Ontology annotation, biological process: positive regulation of mitotic metaphase/anaphase transition; anaphase-promoting complex-dependent catabolic process; protein K11-linked ubiquitination. The record is from RefSeq and is a predicted model, not a curated record. The transcript is spliced from 2 exons. Lineage: Eukaryota; Fungi; Ascomycota; Eurotiomycetes; Chaetothyriales; Herpotrichiellaceae. Gene Ontology annotation, cellular component: nuclear periphery; anaphase-promoting complex. Bases 1 to 2511 code for a protein of 836 amino acids.
AUGGACCUCGUUGCGACUGUCAGUCAGCACAACACCCAGGCUAAGGCUCAAGUCGAUGUUUGGCGUCUGAAUGGCCAGCGUGUGUUUGGCGCUACGUUCGGUGAGGAUGAUGACGGGGCGGAUGCAGUGGAGGAUGAGGAUGAGGAUAAGGAUCGGGGGAACGGUGAGAAUGGUGGAGACGACGGUGCUUGCGGGUUGGCCAGUCGUCGAAGAUACAAGGUUGCAGGACUUUCGUGGAGACGAGACGGUCAAAUCCUUGCAGUGGCCUCUUUCGAUGGAACAGUCUCUCUCAUUAAUGCGUUUACGGGCAAGAUCGCUCAUUGUCUGUCGACAGGCUUGCCCCCUGGUCCGCUUUCACCUGCAUCGAGUUUUAGUCCUCAACCUCAGUCUCAAUCUCAUUCCCAAAGGAGGAGAUCUCCUCGGACAUCAAAGUCUGUGGGCUGGACUGAUUCCAAUACAACUACGAAGGGGAGAUCAAAAACAUAUGUUUCGACUAUCUCGUGGACCACCCACUUCGCCGCCCCGCCCCCAUCGACUAUUCGACAGAGACUCGAGACUGGCGCCGACAGCGGAAAGAAUAUUACUCUUGAUCACAUCCUUGGUCUCAAAGCCGACAUUGAUAAACUGCUUUCACUCAAGGCCGACCUACCGUGUGAAUUGAGUGCGAUCGAUGUUGAAACGUCGUUGCCAAAGCUUGCGACUCUACCUCCCAUUGGUGUUGGAAGCGGUGAUGAUGUUUUCAGCUCAAGGGGUAGUGUUGACGCGACCUUUCAUGCCAACGAUACAGGUCUAAGUCGCGCGGUUGAUGUUUUGAUUACAGGCUUGCAGGAGCAAGGUGUCGACGGUGCAGGAGGCCGAUGUGCAGUCCAUCUAAAGAUUUUCGAUUCUUUCGAGAUCGGCGCGGUUGACGUUGGAUCGUGUCUUCCGACUCGCGAGAACGGAGCAACCGUGCAGGCUAUAACUGGCCAUCCCUAUCUAUCGACAGCUUUUCUUACCGUGCAGCAAACCGACCAUUCGCUGCAUAUCGUCGGUCUCGACCUGAGCUUUAUCACGCAGGCUGGUAGAAUGCUACCUUUAGUUGCGCGCAAGGUCACGCAGCUAGGAAACCUGCUAAGAUAUGUCUCACAGGUGCAGAUGCAACUGUCGGCUGAGGUCAAGGCGGCAUUUGACUUGCCAUCCAGGUUUCUGCGAAAUAUCAACGAAUCUCUCGCAGAAGCAGAUCCUGACGCCGAUUUUGCUUUUGCGGCACAUCAUCUUGCCGUCACGGGUGCGUGCGAGCCGAGGGUGAGGGAGUGGUUGGUCGAUGAGGUGGGCGACAGAGGACUGAAAAGGUGGGAGAAGGCUGUGGGUGACUGUCUUGAUGUGGUACGGAGAAUGACCAGCGAAUGUCUUCAACCCGCGUUGGAGCGUAUACAGGUCAUCUUGAGUCGACUGGAUGGCCUUGCGAGGUUUUCUGGGUCGAGGGAGCGUCUUGGGCUAGAUGAGAAGGUCGUUCGGCAUAUAAGAGAGACGGUCGAUGUAUUGGGGUUGUUGGCGGAAGAUAUCUUGAUUGAUGUCGGUGCCGAGAUAAGGGAUUUCGCGGUCUUUAUGAAAUGGUUGAAAUGGGAAUGUGAGGUCGAGGCGCUCGAGGAGGGAAGUGAGCGCGCAGAGGAGUUAAGGGAGAGCUGGACAGGCGAGCAAGAGUUGAGAACUGUUCUAGAUUAUGUGGGCGGUGCGAUGGGCCAAAGCAGGUUGAGGCGGUAUAUUGACGUCGGUGGCUCGACUGUGGGAGGCGAUGCUACAGCGGCGGAAUCUUUCCAUGAAGAAAGCGAUGCUGGAUUCUACGCUGAAUAUACCGAGCGAAGAAAAUCCUCCAGCAACAAAAACGAUGACUCAAUGCCAAAACUAGGCAUGUUGCUGGAACGGUUAAAGAAACAGUGCGACAUUAUUUUCGGGCAGAUCGCCGAGACGUUCAGGAAAUCUAUUCUCGCGAGCUACAUGUUUGCGCUACCUGGAGGUGUCGACGAGAGCAUGCUAGAUAUGAGGAUCAUUCCUGACCAACAGGAUACGAGUCUCUAUCGACUGGCUGCACUUGCCAGGGGCCGGGAUCACAAGCAACAAUUACAACUCACAAUCGCUGAACUUGAACAGGCUGGGAGUAAACGGUUGCAGAUGACGACUAGGUCAAGCACCACACUGCAAAUAGCAGAAGUAACGGAGAUACUAGAUGCGAAGUUUGUUGACGACCGCAUACUACUCGUCCUUACAGCCUCAGAGGGUGAUGUGCGAGUUUACAGGCGAGAAAUCAUCACCGAGACUGGCCAAGAUCGGUGGGAGCUACGUCAUGUGUUUGAAGAUGCCAAAAUGGACGCUGGUAUGAGGCCUGCGAGGCUGGAGGUCAAUGGCAGGGUCGGGAGAAGAGUGGCCGCGGUGAUUGAUCAGGCAGGUUUGGGAUUUGUAGUGUUGGAUGUGGACGCGAGCCACGAUGGCGGGGCGGAAGAGCAUACGGAAGAUGAGGCUAUGACUGGAUGA